GUCAAAAACAUGGCGACUGUUCGUGCAGUGUCCUGUCUGCUCUCCAAGAGGGUGUUAUCUAGAACAAAAGCUGUUCCUGCUGCUGCAGUUCAGGGUUCCAGGAACUUUCACUUCUCCAUUUAUGGCAAGAAGAAAAGUGCCAAAGUGUCAGAUGAUAUCUCCACUCAGUAUCCAGUCGUGGAUCAUGAGUUCGAUGCCGUGGUUGUAGGAGCCGGAGGGGCAGGGCUUCGGGCUGCUUUCGGUUUGUCGGAGGCUGGUUUCAACACCGCAUGCGUCACCAAACUCUUCCCCACCAGGUCCCAUACCGUCGCUGCACAGGGAGGGAUCAAUGCAGCUCUGGGCAACAUGGAGCCAGACGACUGGCGGUGGCAUUUCUAUGACACAGUGAAGGGAUCUGAUUGGCUCGGAGACCAAGACGCUAUCCACUACAUGACAGAGCAGGCUCCUGCAGCCGUAGUGGAGCUGGAGAACUUUGGCAUGCCGUUCAGCCGCACCGACGACGGGAGGAUCUACCAAAGAGCCUUUGGAGGUCAGAGUCUGAAGUAUGGAAAGGGAGGCCAGGCUCAUCGCUGCUGCUGCGUGGCAGACAGGACCGGACACUCGCUGCUGCACACGCUCUAUGGAAGGUCACUUCGUUACGACACCAGUUACUUUGUGGAGUACUUCGCUCUGGACUUGUUGAUGGAGGACGGCGUGUGUAAAGGAGUGAUCGCUCUCUGCAUGGAGGAUGGCUCUAUUCACCGCAUCAGAGCCCAGAACACCGUCAUUGCCACUGGGGGUUAUGGAAGAACCUAUUUCAGCUGCACAUCGGCCCACACGAGCACAGGAGAUGGGACAGCCAUGAUAACAAGAGCUGGCCUGCCCUGCCAGGAUCUGGAGUUUGUGCAGUUUCACCCCACUGGGAUCUAUGGAGCCGGCUGCCUGAUCACAGAGGGCUGUCGUGGUGAGGGAGGAAUCCUGAUCAACAGUGAGGGGGAGCGCUUCAUGGAGCGUUACGCACCCAACGCCAAAGACCUGGCCUCCAGAGACGUGGUGUCCCGCUCCAUGACAAUAGAGAUCAGGGAGGGCAGAGGUGUCGGCCCAGAGAAGGACCACGUGUACCUGCAGCUCCAUCAUCUGCCCCCCCAGCAGCUCGCUGCAAGGCUGCCUGGGAUCUCCGAGACGGCCAUGAUCUUCGCCGGAGUUGACGUGACUAAAGAGCCCAUCCCCGUCCUGCCAACAGUUCACUACAAUAUGGGAGGAGUACCCACAAACUAUAAGGGGCAGGUGAUCAAUCACACCAACGGCAGGGACAAGGUGGUGCCCGGCCUGUACGCCUGCGGUGAGGCAGCCUCGGCCAGCGUUCAUGGAGCCAACAGGCUGGGGGCUAACUCCCUUCUGGACCUGGUGGUGUUCGGGAGAGCCUGCGCCCUCACUAUAGCUGAGCUGCACAAACCUGGAGAGAAACUGUCUCCUCUGAAGCCCAGUGCUGGGGAGGAGUCUGUGGCCAACCUGGAUAAGCUGAGGUUUGCUAACGGAAAUCUGAGAACCUCUGAGAUCAGACUCAACAUGCAGAAGAACAUGCAGAGCCAUGCUGCCGUGUUCCGCACCGGUUCUGUUCUCAAAGAGGGAUGUGAGAACAUGGUCGACGUCUACCAGAGCAUGGAGGACAUCAAGACCUUUGACAGAGGUAUUGUGUGGAACACCGACUUGGUGGAAUCGUUGGAACUGCAGAACCUGUUGCUGAACGCCGUCCAAACCAUCAAUGCAGCCGAGCAAAGAACGGAGAGCAGGGGCGCCCACGCCAGAGAGGACUUCAAAGACCGUGUCGAUGAGUUCGACUACUCCAAGCCCCUGGAGGGCCAGCAGGAGAAGCCCUUCGAUCAGCACUGGAGGAAGCACACACUGUCAUACGUUGACGUCAAAACUGGAAAGGUGACGCUGGUGUACCGUCCAGUUAUAGACAGCUCUCUGAACGAGCAGGACUGCGCUCAUGUUCCUCCAGCCAUUCGCUCCUACUAAAGUCGUCUCCAUCUUUCUUACAAACAUAUAAUUGAACUGCUAUUUAAAUAAUAGUAAUAAUGAUUUUGGAACAAGUAACGGUUUAUGUUGCACAUUUUUACCCAUUUAAAAAUGCUCAAUCCAAUCCUGCGCUGUCUGCUUUGGAUCAUUGUGUCUAAUUCCUGCUUCUGCCUUUCAUCUGUUUUUCCUUCCGGCCUUCCACAGUGGCAACUGUGUUCUUGGACACGUUGGUAAAAUAAAACUGAAGACCAGUGGGAGACUGGAGACGGCGACAUAAAGAAAAGUGAGCGUGUGUCUCACCGGCCUUUUGUGCUGAUUCUCAUCUGGUGGCUUGUUUGUAAUAAAAUGCUUCCAUAACUACAGCUUCUGUCCCUGCAGCUGAACGUAGACACUUUAAUGUUCACAUGUCAGAGACCCAGGGAAGGUUUAAAGGAUGUAAAUAUUUCAGAGGCAAACAAUAAAUCAGACGAGUUGUUUG
Messenger RNA from Nematolebias whitei (Rio pearlfish), 2479 nucleotides. It is a transcript of the gene sdha, whose product is annotated as succinate dehydrogenase complex, subunit A, flavoprotein (Fp). Gene Ontology annotation, molecular function: electron transfer activity; succinate dehydrogenase (quinone) activity; flavin adenine dinucleotide binding. Bases 10 to 2001 code for a protein of 663 amino acids. The transcript is spliced from 15 exons. Gene Ontology annotation, biological process: tricarboxylic acid cycle; mitochondrial electron transport, succinate to ubiquinone. The record is from RefSeq and is a predicted model, not a curated record. Lineage: Eukaryota; Metazoa; Chordata; Actinopteri; Cyprinodontiformes; Rivulidae.